This is a messenger RNA of Labrus mixtus (cuckoo wrasse), 4297 nucleotides long. It is a transcript of the gene tshz1, whose product is annotated as teashirt zinc finger homeobox 1. Gene Ontology annotation, cellular component: nucleus. Gene Ontology annotation, biological process: regulation of transcription by RNA polymerase II. The transcript has 2 exons. Gene Ontology annotation, molecular function: DNA-binding transcription factor activity, RNA polymerase II-specific; DNA binding. The record is from RefSeq and is a predicted model, not a curated record. NCBI's taxonomy places the organism in Eukaryota, Metazoa, Chordata, Actinopteri, Labriformes, Labridae. The coding region runs from base 687 to 4085 and encodes 1132 amino acids.
CACAGCAUCCGGGCUAACGUGUCACUCUCUUCUCUCUUUUUCCUUCAUAAAGACUGUAGCAAAAGGUUGGAGACCGCCGGAGCUGUGGCACCUGGACGGGCGGAGAGAGAGAGAGAGAGAGAGAGAGAGAGAGAGAGAGAGAGCGGCUAUACGGCGCAGUUUGGACACCGAAAAGAAAAGAAGAGCAUCUCCGAUUUGUCUCAUUUCGCUGUGAAUAGAGGUAUGAAAUAGCCAAAAGGGGGUUGCGAACCAAUUCUGAUGGAAUCUGUGUGUUUACCCCCCAUGAUAGACUGAGAUCCGCACGGAGCUCCCCCCCCCCCCCCCCCUUGUGAUCCAGCCUGCGAUGACUUUCUGUGAUCGGGCACAACUUCCCGGACGAGCCCCCCGUUUUUCUUUCGACCUAGUUUUUCUCUUACCGGGACAUGCCGAUUCUAAAAAAAAUGAUCGAUAGAGAUUAAACCUCCACUCACAAGGCAACAACAACAACAACAAAAAAAGAGAGAGAGAGACUUCCUCACCCCUUGCGAGGGAUUUACACUUUCCUUCUCUCAUUCCGCUGAAAGAAGUGAGGGAACCGCUUGCUGCCUUUUGGUUUCCUCUCCUCGUCGCACCGGUUUCCUCUCCUUUGGCUCGGCCGCUAUUUGUGAUCUCUGCAUGAAAAGUCAAGCGGGAAGUCCUGCAGCAGCAUGCCGAGGAGAAAGCAGCAAGCACCGCGGCGGUCAGUAGCUUACGGACCUGAUGAUGAAUUUAAAGUGGAUAAGAUUGAUGAAGAGGAACAUCUGCAAGAUGAUGGCCUGUCCCUGGAUGGUCAAGAUGCAGACUACCUUCUUAAUGAUGAUGAGGACGCAGGAGAUACUUUUAGCUGCCAGAACUCUCCACUUAGCAAUGGCACUAACCCAGAUGCUGGGUACGCAUCUCCACUCAGCACCACCAGCGAUCAAAUGGUGGACCAUAAAACCACGCCCUCCUUCAGUGAUCAGGACAAAAUGAAGGAGAAGUUAGGGGACAGCACAGAGUCCAUUAACGGCCUCUCGCUACAGGACAGUCUGGCACAAAUGAAAGCCGUCUAUGCAAACCUGAUCUCCGAUGCUUCUUGGUCCAGCAUUGCUCUGGAUAUGCUUAAAAGUAAACAAGGGAACAAUUUCACAGCUAGCAAUGGAAAUGGAAGUAAUCAUAAAGGGAGCAAUGGAUUUCUGAAAAGUCACAGUCCAGGCAACAUCAGUGUGAAGAGCAGAUGUAGCAACAGCAAUGCUUCAGCCACCACUAAUAUUAACACCAGCAGUACUACCACCAGAACAGUAUCAAGCAACAGCAACAGUGGCACCAGUGUCAGCUCUGGCAGCACAGGAGGAUUAGCCUAUGAUUGGCACCAGGCAGCAUUGGCCAAAACCAUGCAGCAUACCCCAUACCAGCUCCUUCCUGAGCCAAGCCUGUUCAGCACAGUGCAACUUUACAGGCAAAACAAUAAGCUCUAUGGCCCGGUGUUUACGGGUGCCAGCAAGUUCAGGUGCAAGGACUGCAGCGGAGCCUAUGACACUCUGGUCGGCCUGACGGUGCAUAUGAAUGAAACGGGUCACUACCGUGAUGACAAUAAGGAUAAUGAGGAUGAUCGAAGCAAGAAGUGGUCCAAGCCACGUAAACGUUCUCUGAUGGAGAUGGAGGGCAAAGAAGAUGCCCAGAAAGUUCUUAAAUGCAUGUACUGUGGCCACUCAUUUGAAUCUCUUCAAGACUUAAGUGUCCACAUGAUUAAAACAAAACACUAUCAGAAAGUGCCUCUCAAAGAACCAAUGCCAGCCCUUGCCUCAAAGCUGGUACCCCCAACCAAAAAAAGAACAUUUCAAGACUUGAUGAUAUCCCCAAGUUCACCAGAUUCUGUCACACCUGGUAUACUUAUAGGAGAGUCUCCCAAAGACCAAAAAGUGGCCAAUCCUUAUGUCACUCCAAACAAUCGAUAUGGUUACCAAAAUGGUGCCAGUUAUACCUGGCAGUUUGAGGCACGAAAGGCACAAAUUCUCAAAUGUAUGGAAUGUGGAAGUUCACAUGACACCUUGCAACAACUCACAGCCCAUAUGAUGGUCACAGGACACUUUCUCAAAGUAACGCAUUCAGCCUCUAAAAAGGGUAAGCAGUUAGUUUUUGAUCCUGUGGUUGAGGAGAAAUUUCAGUCAAUUCCUCUGCCACCGACGACCACACGACUUCCAGCACCAAAUGAGAAGUCACAGCCUGAGUCCCCGUUGCAGCCUCCUAGCCCCGAGGAGGAAAGUGAAGAUCAUAAAGAUAAAGUGGCAGAGGACGAUGACAUGGAAGCUAGGGAGCCAGUGAAAAAAAUCAAGGAAGAGAAAGAAGAUCUUUCAGAAAAAGCUGGAAAAACUGGAAAGACCAGAUCUUACCAAUAUCUGAGAGAAGAAGACUUGGAAGAGGCGCCAAAAGGAGGCUUGGACAUCCUUAAGUCUCUAGAGAAUACAGUGUCAAGUGCAAUCAGUAAGGCCCAAACUGGCACACCAACCUGGGGUGGAUACCCCAGCAUUCAUGCCGCCUAUCAGCUCCAUGGAUCUAUAAAGUCAAGCUUUCCUUCCUGUACACAGGUUCAACCUUUGUUCAGCAGCAACAGUUUGAAGGUACUGUCCACUGACAUUGGCACUCUGAUUCAUUCACCAAACAGCCCUUCUCCACCUCCAAGUCAUAAGAGUAAUGUGCUGGCAAUGGAGGAGCUAGUUGAGAAAGUGACAGGAAAAACUUCAAUAAAAAAUGAAAAAGAAGAAAAUAUUGUAGAGAGUAAGUGCAGGUCUGCGAAGUCUCCAUUGCCAAAUACUAAAGACAAACAGGUUUCACCCAAGUCAGAUACUGUCUUAAAGGCAGUGAACAUUACUGCAGUAGAGGACCAGAUUGUGUCCAAAAGCAAGGGAGAGCAGACAGAGACUAAAUCAGAGGCACAGAUAAAGAGUGAAGUAAAUUCCCCAAAAAGGCCUGUAAGCAAUGGCUGCAACAACCUGAGUAUUAUCACAGAUCACUUGCCUGAACAACCCCUUGUCAAUCCUCUCAGUGCUUUGCAGUCUAUCAUGAACAACCACUUGGGGAAAGCUGCAAAAGUGGCAACACCCUUCACAGACCCAUUUGCAAUGCUGUAUAAGAUCAACAACAACUCUGCUCAGAUGAAGACAGCAGAGCCUGUAAGUCAGUACCACGAUGAUGAUGAUGAUGAUAAUCAGCCAAUGGACUUGACCAAAUCCAGAAACACCAAUGGAUGUAAACUUAAAGGUACCUCAACACCAAGCAGCAAUGGCAGUGUGAACAACAACAAACCAGCCUUCAAAAACUUCUCCCAGUCUUCAUCUUCUCCUCUGCGGGAGAAUGCUUUGAUGGAUAUUUCAGAUAUGGUCAAAAAUCUGACAGGCCAUCUGACACCAAAGUCUACGACCCCGUCUUCUGUAUCUGAAAAAUCAGACAUCGACGGCUUUGCUUUUGAGGACAGUUUGGAGGAGUUAUCACCCAUCCAGAGACGGAAAGGCAGACAGUCCAACUGGAACCCUCAGCACCUCCUGAUUCUUCAGGCUCAGUUUGCCUCUAGUCUAAGGGAAACUCCUGAGGGAAAGCUUGUGAUUACUGACUUGGGGCCCCAAGAACGGGUCCACAUCUGUAAAUUUACUGGACUCUCUAUGACCACUAUCUCUCAUUGGCUGGCCAAUGUAAAAUAUCAGUUAAAGCGGACAGGGAGCACAAAGUUCCUGAAAAACCUUGACUCUGGCCAACCAUUGUUUUUGUGCAGUGACUGUGCUUCCCAGUUUAGGACUCCCUCCUCCUACAUUCACCAUUUGGAGACCCAUCUUGGGUUUACCUUGAAGGACCUCUCUAAGCUUUCAAUAGAUUUGUUAGAGCAGCAAGCAGUCAGCAGAAUAGAGGACAAGACGUUCACUUUCUCUGGACUUUCUGAAGAAGAUACUGGCUCAAUAUAUCAGUGCAAACUGUGCAAUCGGACGUUUCUGAGCAAACAUGCAAUCAAAUUGCACCUUUGCAAGACACAUGGAAAGUCACCAGAAGACCAUCUUAUCUUUGUGAAAGAGGUGGAAAAGAUUGACAAACAAUGAAGUUAAAGCUGAUAGCAUGACAGUUUACUGUUGCACUAUAAGCUACAGUCUGUCAUAACAGGUAGUGCCACGACUCUAUAGGGUAUUGUUGUGUCACAUGUUGUAAUGAAAACAUGGUAGCUUUAAUACCACAUACUGUAAUAAUUGAGUUAUCCACAACUGACAGGACUGCAUUGCUGAGGCUUAAAGCUAUGUUGUAAAAGUUAACUUUU